Dichomitus squalens LYAD-421 SS1 is the source of this 3324-nucleotide messenger RNA. RefSeq lists its product as uncharacterized. NCBI's taxonomy places the organism in Eukaryota, Fungi, Basidiomycota, Agaricomycetes, Polyporales, Polyporaceae. Gene Ontology annotation, molecular function: ATP binding; ATP-dependent chromatin remodeler activity; DNA translocase activity. Bases 1 to 3267 code for a protein of 1088 amino acids. Gene Ontology annotation, cellular component: nucleus. Gene Ontology annotation, biological process: reciprocal meiotic recombination; double-strand break repair via homologous recombination. The record is from RefSeq and is a predicted model, not a curated record. The transcript has 32 exons.
AUGCCUGCCUUCGUAGACCCCGUCGCCCCUAGCUCGAACAAGCGCAAGCACGACCAGCACGACUCAAACUAUGCGAACCGCAAGCGACUAGCGGUGGCCGAUGAUUCUGGCGUUUCGACUAUGGAGGGGGAUCAAUACUGGAUGGUACAGUGGCGCAAUCCACAAUACAAGAAGCACAAGACAUGGGACGGAGACGCAGUGCUUGUGGUUAGCGGUCAUAAAUGCACGCUAUACGACUCUGAUAACAGGCAACUGGCGAGCGGGAAGCCAUAUGGCAUUGAAGGGACACACAAGCUUGCAGAAGGCGUGGAGUUCACGCUGGGAAGCAAGGAGAUCGAGAUCGACCACCAAUUAAACAGACAAGACUUCCUGUCGGGACGGUGCUUUGGUAGAGGAGGCAUAUCCGAUACCUCCGUGUCAACAUCUCGCCCCAGUGCGGUGAAGCAGUUUGUCCCGCUCAAACCGAAGACCUUGAACGGUGUAAAGAACCCCGCAUAUAUCGUGCCUUCGGUGACCGAGAAGGAGAAACGGAGCAGUGUCGACUUGGAACCAGUCGGCCUCGUGACUUCCUCGAAAUCUGGGCAGAGUACGCCUGCUCGAGAGUCAUACUGGACUGCGAAUUGGCGCAAACCGCAGCAGAAGAAGCACAAGACUUGGGAUGGUGAUGGUUUCGUCAUGCAUGAGGGGGAGAAGCUGACGUUGCUCUCCGACUCUGGUUUGGUCAUGGGAAGGAGGAAGUGGGAUGGCCUCCCGUUGUACAGCAGCUACCGGACUUUCAUUGGCAACCGGGAAGUUGAGCUGGACAACGAGAUAGCUCGCUCAGAGCUCCCCGCCGUCGUUGGCACCAGCAUAGAACCACUCGUUGACCCGGAGAUCAGAAGCCCCCCUGCCUCGCAAGCUCGACCAUCUUUCUUAGUCGAUGUGAUCAGAUCUCCUCAACAGGGCUCGAGUUCUGGUCCAUCCGUCAACUCACCUGCGUCGGCCAAGAAGUUCAUCCCUCCUUCAUCCUUCUACGGCACUGGCUCUAAGCCAAAGCCGAAGGGACCGCUACACGAUCCGGAUGCACCUGGUGCCGUAGUGAUGAAAGCACCAAGUAAAGAGCACCAAGCGAAGUUCAACAAGAAGAAGUUGCAUGUGCUACCUGUUGUGAUUGAUCCUAUCCUCGCCCGGCACCUCCGACCACAUCAGAAGGAAGGUGUGCAAUUCCUUUAUGAGUGUGUCAUGGGUCUACGCAAGCACGAGGGGCAAGGAUGUAUCCUCGCCGAUGAGAUGGGUAUGGGCAAGACUUUGCAGACAAUCACGCUUGUCUGGACGCUGCUGAAGCAGAAUCCCUAUGCCGGCGCUGGCUCUGUGGUGGGCAAAGUCCUCAUCGUCUGCCCCGUGUCCUUGAUCAACAACUGGAAGACUGAGUUUCAUAAGUGGCUCGGCAGGGAUCGUAUCGGAAUAUUCACAGGCGACAAGGAUAAGAACACCAUCAAACAAUUCCUUAACUCCAAAACACACCAGGUCCUGAUCAUAGGAUACGAGCGACUACGCACAGUAAUUUCCGACCUAGCAUACUGCCAGCCACCAAUUGGUCUUAUAAUCUGCGAUGAAGGGCACCGGCUCAAAUCGGCCAAUAACAAAACUUCUACCAUGUUUGAUGCUCUGCGAACGCCGCGAAGAGUGAUUCUCUCGGGUACCCCGAUUCAGAAUGAGCUUAGCGAGUUCCACGCGAUGGCGGAUUUCUGUAAUCCGGGUCUUCUUGAUGACUAUAGCACGUUCAAGCGAGUUUACGAAACUCCUAUCUUGAAAAGCCGUGCGCCAGGUUGCAGUGCGAAGGAAGCUGAACUGGGUGAAGCACGUUCUGCGCAGCUAUCGACUAUCGCAAGAAGCUUCGUCCUGCGGAGAGACGCGACUAUUUUGAAGAAGUACCUGCCUCCGAAACACGAAUACGUCGUAUUUGUUACACCGACAAAGUUGCAGUUGUCUAUCUUCGAGAAGAUCUUGUCCCAUGACAAGCUCGACAGCCUCGUCAGAAACUCCACCGCGGAGUCGCUCGCCCUCAUCAACAUACUCACAAAAAUCAGUAACAGUCCCAUCCUGCUGAAGGCGACUGCAGAUCAAGCGAAGCUCAAGGGGCAGGAAGGAGCCGACGUGAAGCGCAAUGCCAUCGAAGAGGCGCUUCAGUUGUUACCUGAAAGGGCUCAAAUAGAGGACGUGUCUCUAAGCGGGAAACUGUCCGCCCUUGCUACUUUGCUUCGUGCACUUCGCAAGCACACGGAAGAGAAAUGUAUCAUAGUAUCACACUACACGUCCACGCUCAACAUUAUAGAGGCUUAUUGCAAGACAAAGUCAUAUACAUACCAUAGACUGGAUGGCAAUACCCCGGCACCUAAGCGUCAAGAAUAUGUCAACGACUUCAAUAGGUCUUCGCAGGCGAAGCGAUUCAUCUUCCUGUUGAGUUCUAAGGCGGGCGGUGUUGGGUUGAAUCUCAUCGGCGCUUCACGACUCUGUCUGAUUGACUCGGACUGGAACCCAAGUCAUGACUUACAGUCGAUGGCUCGUAUUCAUCGCGAUGGGCAGAAACGACCCGUGUACAUUUACCGAUUCCUCACCACCGGUGCUAUCGAUGAGAAGAUCUAUCAGCGUCAAGUGACCAAGCUAGGUCUAAGCGAUUCGUUAAUGGGAACUGGCUCUUCGGAGUCAAAGUCGGAUUCAUUCACUCGCAAGGAUCUAUUGGACAUUUUCACUAUACAUCCGCACACGGCAUGCAAUACACAUGAUCUACUGGAUUGCCCUUGCGAAGCAUCCGAUCACAUUACAGAGCGAGCUCAGGGAGUCAACAUAGAUGAUCUGAUGGAAGAUGCCAUGAAUUCUUCUGGUGACGAGGAUGAAGAUCCGAUCAAGGGCUUCAUGGCUGCAUCCCAGGUCAAGCAAGCAGAUAUUGAUAAGGUGGACCGAGCGUAUAUGAAACAGAAGCGUACUCAACUUGCAGCUCUCGGCGAGUGGACGCAUAUCAAUUGUCUCCAGCCAGGUGCCGCGGACCGCGUGGAAGAUGACUUGCUCACGCAUCUCAUAUACUCCCCCGAAACUGCCAAAGAUCGUGACACCACAGGACCCGCUCAGUCGUUGAAGGAUCGCCUGUUCGAAGCGGCAGACAAGAUCAUGGCGUCUGAUGAUCAUCUGUCGCGAGCUAUGCUACCUGGCGGCGCGGUGUCCUUCUUAUUUGAGCGCAGCACGAAGACGAGCUUCGGUGAUGACAAGGAGACAGAUGGAGACAGUUAGAUAUGCCCACAUGAUGCCCAACCUGUGCAAAGAUCCACGCGACUGCUGUAUCAUAUA